AUGUCUGUCGCAACGCAACGUACGUCUUCGAAGCAUAAUGUUAAGACGGAAAACGACCUCGAGAACCACGGCUCGUACGAGCACGGCACCAUAGAAGAGGUCAUGGAAAAGCCCUUCACCAUCUGGACCGCCAUGGGUCUUGGCCAUUCCAUCACAAACACCGCAGUUGGCAUAAUAGUCGGCCUGGCUAAUGCCUUGCCCUUCGGAGGGCCUCCUGUUCUAUUCUGGGGAUUUAUCUUGAUGGCUUUGAUGGGAUGCUGCAUCGCCAUCAGCCUUGGCGAGCUCGCGUCUGCCUUGCCUCACGCAGGGGGACAAUACUUCUGGGUUGGCAAGCUUGGGCCUCGGUCAUGUCGUCGCUUCUUGUCCUACAUGGUCGGUCUGAUCAGUUGGGCCAGCGGACUCUGCGUGACAGCUUCUGUCGACCUUAUCGUCGCGCAGAUUAUCUUGGGAAUGGUCGCCUCAGUCCAUCCAUCAUUCAUCGUCAAACCAUGGAUCACAUUUAUCGGAUACCAACUUGUUAACCUCCUGGCGUUCGGGUUCAAUUUCUUCGAACGGUGCCUGCCAUGGUGCAGCAAGGCCCUGCUGAUCUACACACCUUCAAUGGUCUUUGCCAUAUUUGUUUCAUUGCUGGCAGGUGACUCUCACAAGCAGAGUGCGAGCACAUUCUUCGUUGAUUUGAAAAAUGUUUCUGGAUGGCCUGCUGGUGUCGCAUUCCUCAUUGGAUUCAACCCCAGCGCCUGGUCCUUCUCAUGUCUGGACUCUAUCACUCACCUGGCCGACGAGAUUCCCCGUCCCAACAAAAACAUACCAAAGGCUCUUCUUUGUACCAUCGCCGUGGGAUUCGUCACGGGGUUACCAAUCGUCUUUGCACUCAUGUUCUCAGCCCCAGAUCUCGACACCGUCGUCAUCGCAGCUGUGCCGUCCCUGGAAAUCUUCCUUCAACUCUACCAUUCCAAGGCUGCUGCUAUUGCUCUGCAGUCACUAGUGACUGCUUCUGCUUUCGGGGCUAUUAUAGGAUGUCAUACAUGGCAAUCUAGAAUGGCAUGGGCUUUCAGCCGCAACCACGGGUUUCCUUUCUCGAGAUACCUGAGUCAGGUAGCCGGGGCCCCCUUCCACGCGCCUAUCUGGUCACAUGUUUGGUCUAACAUUUUUAUCGUCAUACUGGGAUGCCUAUAUCUGGCUUCAGACCUUGCCUUCAACUCCCUGGUCGCAGGCGGUCUUCUGUUCCAGUAUAUCUCGUAA
Fusarium oxysporum Fo47 is the source of this 1242-nucleotide messenger RNA. RefSeq names its product amino acid/polyamine transporter I. Gene Ontology annotation, biological process: transmembrane transport. Gene Ontology annotation, molecular function: transmembrane transporter activity. Lineage: Eukaryota; Fungi; Ascomycota; Sordariomycetes; Hypocreales; Nectriaceae. Bases 1 to 1242 code for a protein of 413 amino acids. The transcript has a single exon. The record is from RefSeq and is a predicted model, not a curated record. Gene Ontology annotation, cellular component: membrane.